Physcomitrium patens is the source of this 3071-nucleotide messenger RNA. Its product is annotated as putative E3 ubiquitin-protein ligase ARI7. NCBI's taxonomy places the organism in Eukaryota, Viridiplantae, Streptophyta, Bryopsida, Funariales, Funariaceae. The record is from RefSeq and is a predicted model, not a curated record. Gene Ontology annotation, molecular function: ubiquitin-protein transferase activity; zinc ion binding. Gene Ontology annotation, biological process: protein ubiquitination.
CGUCCACCAGCCAUUCAGACUGUGUGCUUGUGUGUAUGUGUGUUUGUGUGUGUAUUGUCUGUCUGUGUGCGAGUGAGUGAGUGAGUGUGAGUGAGGGAGUCUCUCUUUCAUUCCAUUCCAUUCUAUUCCACUUCAUUUCAUCUCCCAUUCCAUGCUUCCAUUCCCUUUUCCCUUUUCCCUUCACUUGCUCUCUUUGCAGCCUGGCUCCAUGGAUCUUCUUCUUCACUGCCCCAUUUGGUUUCUCUCCCCUUCUACUUCCCUUCUUCGUCACUAGCCAGCCAGCCAGUUGGUCUGCACCUUUGUUUGUUCUAUUCCCACCCCGACUGGGAGGCCUUUCACUCUCUCUGUGUAAUCCGCUGUAUGCUGAGAUGGUCAAAGCCCAAGUGUCCUGCAUUCCAUUCCUGUCUUCCUCCUGGAGGGCUUGGUCAACAGCCAAUUCUUCUUCUUCUUCUUCUUCUUUGCCCUUGGCCUGCCAUGUCAAAUCCUGCACUUAGCUGCGUGCACGAGGGAUAGGUCGAUGGUCGGCUGUGUGUCGUGGUCCAUGAUUUGAUGAUUAGCAAGCAGUGAUUAGUGUCGAGAGGCUUAGGAGGGGAGAGGGAGGGGAUUGAGGAUUUUUUUCCCUUUCUGUUUUGGUUUUUGCCUUUAUUUUUUUUUUGUGGAGUGAUUGUAUAGGCGUUGGCUUGCAGUCCAACCUGGUGAUGGCAGCAUGAAUGUGGAAGAAGUGAAGAGCAGAAGAGUGUUCCAUUAGCUGCUUCUUCCAUUGAAUUGAGAAAUAUGGAGUCUGAAGACGAAAUGCUGGACGCCUGGGCUGGAACAUCAGAUGGCGAGUUUCAAAAUAAAGAGGAGGAGGAGGAAUUAGACGCUUUAGCCAGUGACGACGAAAAUGACGGAUCAGAUUAUGGUUUUGAUUAUUCUAAUAUUGAUGAUAUUCAGCCUAGUUCCCGGCUUCCCCAGACUAAUUUCACCGUGCUUAGUGAGAAAGAUAUACGACAUCGCCAAGCUGAGGCUAUAGCAACUAUCACCAACUUUUUGUCCAUAUCACCUGUGGAUGCCGGGGUGCUGCUUCGGUAUUUCAAGUGGAGUAUUAGUAAAGUCAACGAUGAGUGGUUCGCCGACGAGGAACGCGUUCGCGCCAACGUUGGUUUGCUGGAAAAGCCGGCGACUAGCAAAAGGAAAAUUGAUAAAGAGAUGACGUGUGGGAUAUGUUUUGAGGGUCAUCCUUUUGAGAAGAUGACGGCACCUAGAUGCGGUCACUAUUUUUGUGAGACCUGCUGGACAGGUUACAUACACACUGCAAUUAAUGACGGACCAGGAUGUUUGACUUUGCGGUGUGCGGAUCCAUCUUGUGGCGCAGCCGUUGGUGAAGACAUGGUGUUGGGUUUAGUUUCUAACGAGGAUCAACAAAAGUACACGCGGUAUCUUUUAAGGUCUUACGUUGAGGACAAUCGAAAGCAGGUGAAGUGGUGCCCAGCACCUGGAUGUGAAUAUGCAGUGGAAUAUCAACCUGGGGUUGGUUCUUAUGACCUCGUUUGCAAGUGUGGGCUUAAUUUCUGCUGGAAUUGUCGGGAGGAAGCACAUCGGCCUGUGGAUUGUGAAACCGUCAACAAGUGGAUAUUGAAGAAUUGCGCAGAAUCAGAGAACAUGAAUUGGAUUCUUGCAAACAGCAAACCUUGCCCCAAGUGUAAGAGGCCAAUUGAGAAAAACCAAGGCUGCAUGCAUAUCACUUGCACUCCACCUUGCAAACAUGAGUUUUGCUGGCUUUGUCUUGGAGCAUGGACUGAUCACGGGGAAAGGACCGGAGGUUUCUAUGCAUGCAACCGUUACGAAACUGCGAAACAAGAAGGCGUGUAUGAUGAAGCAGAGCGGAGAAGGGAAAUGGCUAAGAACUCGCUUGAACGCUAUACACAUUACUAUGAACGUUGGGCUACAAACGAAUCUUCUAGGGCGAAGGCGCUUGCGGACCUUCAACAAAUGCAGCCUGUGCAGAUUGAAAAGUUAAGUGACAAACAAUGUCAACCUGUGUCGCAGCUGAAGUUUGUGACAGAUGCUUGGCUGCAGAUUGUAGAGUGCCGACGCGUAUUGAAAUGGACAUAUGCUUAUGGGUAUUACUUACCUGAGAACGAGCAUACGAAGAGGCAGUUCUUUGAAUAUUCUCAAGGUGAGGCAGAAGCUGGUUUAGAGCGCCUCCAUCAGUGUGCCGAGAAGGACUUGCAGACAUUCCUUGAAGGAGACAAUCCCACCAGCUCAUUCAAUGAUUUCCGCACCAAACUCGCCGGCUUGACCAGUGUGACGAGGACAUACUUCGAGAACCUGGUUCGCGCGUUAGAGAAUAAUCUUUCGGAUGUUGACAAUCUGAAAGGGGCGGCCAAGUCCAGCAGCAGCUCUAAAGCUUCCGGUAGCUCUAAAUCGCGAGGCGGAAGGGCCAAAGGUGGAAGCUCCAGAAGCGGGGGAUCCAGCCGAAGUUGGGAGGAGGCGACCCACUGGUCUUGUGAGCAUUGCACAUAUGCUAAUACCACAGCCACUUCCUCCACUGUGUGUAUCAUCUGCCAGUAUCCCCGUUCUUAAUAUUAUCAACUUUCUAAUAGCUUUAGCAUCCCUCUAGUUAAUCUCCUUGACUAGACCUCGCAGCUCUCUGUCGACACUUCUGAUCUCCUGGCUGACUCUACCCUGCCAUAAUCUGGAGUACGAGGAUAGUUGUUCUCUGUAGCUAGUCGGAUAAUUUGAUCUAUGGGAAUCCGCCUCAGUUAGUUUAAGUCCUUCAUUAGUCUGGGUGUAUUCAACACCGGGAUCUACUGCUCGGAUUUUUUUGUUAUAUAAUACAUUAGGAAAACUAGGUGAUAAGGAAAGGGAGGGUGUCGAGAAAGUCUAGACCUACGUCUCAGCGGUGCAGAAUGUGCCAAAUCCCUUCCUGCUGUAUAAGAUAUGUGUGGACGGACAUUGGUUAUCUUGCACCUAUUUGCACUGUCGUUGUGGUAAAGGGAUAAGCUGGCCAGUUGUUUCUUUCAUCAGACAGUGGCGCAAGAUUUCUGCAUGUGAUGCGUUGUGCUUGGGAAUUGGGCGUCUUGACAGAU